UUAACCUCAGAUAAGUUGCCAAAUACUUGCCCCAUUCCUGUCACUAUUGAAGAAGAGGAAAAACAAUCAGCAACUAGCUCAAUGUCAAACAAUGAUCUAAUAUGUGUAAUUCAGGCAUUAAUUGAAUCUUUAAAUGAGGUUAAUUUACCACAAUUCAAAGGACUUAAAUCAAAAAGAAAAGAUGAAUUAUUACAAAUUUUUCAACAAGUUCAAGAUCUUCAUAAUGGGAUUGAUGAAACUGAUGCAGAAUAA
This is a messenger RNA of Entrophospora candida, 252 nucleotides long. The record is from the annotation of a GenBank genome assembly. Lineage: Eukaryota; Fungi; Glomeromycota; Glomeromycetes; Entrophosporales; Entrophosporaceae.